AUGGAUUCUAAAAAAUAUCAGGAAAGCUAAACAAAGAAAUUUAUUAUUUAGAAAAAACUAAAUGAGCAGAAAUCAAAAAAGGAAUGCAACCUGAAUUUAGUUGCAAAUUUUAUAAAUUCUAUUUCUGCUUUGAGAGAAUAAUAAUUUAAAUCUAAUUAUAAUGCCAUUUUAUUCAGAUUAUUAAUUAACUAAACAAAUAUAUUUUCGAAAAUAGCUACUUUCAAAUAUCAAGUAUACAUAUUUCAACUUUAAUAGGUCUUAUGGAUCAAAAGAUUUAUCUAUCAACAUGAAACUUAAGAGCUAAAAAACUCAAUAUCAAUUUAUUCAGACACUUUAGAUAAAUUUGAAUUAAUUAAGUUAGCUUUAGGCUUGAUGUUGUUCUAAAAUAAAAUUGAGAAUAAGGAUUUUAGAUAAUUGCCCCAUUUCAGGGUAGCCAGUUAUAACCCAGGGCUUGGGGUAUUAAUCGCACUCUAACCAUUCUGUAUUUCGCGCUAAGUAUCUCAUUCACACGCCAUAGAGAAGCAAACUCUUGACACACUCAUUGCGGGCAGACUCCAACAGGCUUCUCAAAAUCAACAAAAUGACAAACCACUUGGUCAUGACAGACUAUCAAUUCAUAUAAUCAAAAUUUAAAAAUUCAAAAAAAUCCAGAUUAAAAAUUUUUAAUCCAAUUAUCUUUCUAAAGAAAAUUUUCAAAUAGCUCCAGCAUACUUAGCACAAAGUCUCUCUCAGAAUUGUAAUAAAGUAUCCCUCAAAGGGAAAAGAAAAGAAAGUGUGGGUCUUCUCUUUAAUUUCUAUCCACUUCUCACUCCCAAGUAAUUCUAAGAAGUUAGGACCAGCCGUCCAGGCUCAUUAUAGCUGA
This is a messenger RNA of Paramecium pentaurelia, 862 nucleotides long. The record is from the annotation of a GenBank genome assembly. NCBI's taxonomy places the organism in Eukaryota, Ciliophora, Oligohymenophorea, Peniculida, Parameciidae.